Molecule: messenger RNA, 1679 nt
Organism: Sphaerodactylus townsendi
Lineage: Eukaryota; Metazoa; Chordata; Lepidosauria; Squamata; Sphaerodactylidae
Gene: IER5
Product: immediate early response 5
Exons: 1
Coding region: 220-990 (256 amino acids)
Source: RefSeq, a predicted model, not a curated record
GGGGAAGCGGUGGCUGUGGGCUGCUCUCCCGUGCAUUUGCUGCAUGCAGGUUUUGAAUCCGCUCCACAGGCAAACCCCGCACAUAGAGCUGCUGCGGCGCGCGAGCCCAUGAGAGCCGUUUUCGGGCCGCCUCACCAGUCUGGAUUGCUUUUGCUGCAGCGGUAGCAGCGCGGUCGUCUCCUUUGCAAACGCCGCGCGCCGGGGACAGGACCGGGCAGCAUGGAGUGCAAGCUGGAGGCGCACCGCAUCGUCAGCAUCUCCCUGGGCAAGAUGUACAAUGCACGGGGCCAACGAGGCGGCGUGAAGUUGCACAAAAACCUGCUGGUGUCCCUGGUCCUGCGUAGCGCCCGGCAAGUCUACCUGAGCGAGCUGGAUUGCGUCGCCGCAGACCCUCUCCAGACCGGGGAUCCCAACGCACCGCCGCCCCUCUUUCCUUCUCCCUCCGCUCCCCGGGGAUUUUUGCAACCCGAGCAAGCGACCGAGCCCCGGGCUUCCCCGCUGCCCAGGCAUCUCCUUCCUCCGGACUGGGAGCCGCCGAGGUUGCCGCGCUGCUGCGGCUGCUGCUGCUCCACUUUGGCGGCCAGCCGACCGGUGGAAGCGCCUUCGCCGCCCUACUGCCCCAGGAAACGGAGCGCCGCCGUGCCCGGCGAGGAGGUGGCAGCGGCCGUCGGGGGCUCGCCCUUGAAAAAGCCCCGCCGGGAGAAGGAGGCGCCGGAGGAGGACAUGGAGACGGGCAACGUCGCCAACCUCAUCAGCAUUUUUGGCUCCAGUUUCUCGGGACUGCUCAGCAAAAAGGCGCCGUCCUGCGCUGGCGGCGGGAGGAGCGGCGGCCGGGCACGAAGGAGGCGGCAGGAGGAGGAAGACGACCAAGUCGGAGAAACCGCAGCGGCCACUGCAACGGCGCCCGAGACUGAACCUGGACAGAUUUGCUGCGACGAAUCGAUGCUUCGCACCCUCCACCCUUGGAGCACGGCCAUCGUGGCCUUCUGAACUUCUAGCGCUUCCCUCUUUGGGGCGAGGCAGAGGUGCAGACGCCGGUCCGGAGUCAGGCUUACUAUUAGUAGCAAGCGCCGGUCAGAUGCAAGCAGGGACUCGCUGGGCGACUUGCCAAUUUUCCCUGGGGGAGAAGGGCUUGGGAGGGGGGCAUCGUUUGCCGUGGACCUGGAGCAGGGCAGGCUCGAGCACUUAAAAACGCGCCGUCGUUUUGCUCAUUUGCCGCCGUCCUUCUCGGGCUGCAAUGCUUUGCAGCCUGCAUCAACGCACUUCUUUGCAGAACCCGCCCCGCAGUUGGUCUUUUUAACCCCCCUCCUGGGGAAAGCUGUUGUGAAGGUCAUAUCCUUGUUCCCCUGUCAGGCAUGACACGUUCCUCCAGCGAACAUCGCGAUAAAGAUUGGCAUAUCUAUUUGGGGAAGAGGAGGACGAUCCUAAACCGCUGGGUUGAACUAAUGUGGUGCUGUUGGGGGGGCGGCGGCUGUUUUCCAACUGUUUACAGAUCUAUGAUUCAAAGUUCCCUCGGGCGUUUGAGAACUCUUGGUCUUUGUUGUAUAAAGGCUUUUUGGGAGAGGAGGGUCUUCGCGGAGGUUUUGUACAGUAUUUGUUCUCUGGUUUAUUGUGUGUGGGUUUUUUUGUAUGAAAAUGUAACUUUACGUGUGUAACACGUAUUAAAUAUUUUAAUGCUG